AUGACCAAAAUGGAAAUCCGGCAAGUAGACUGUAACACCAUCUCCGCAAAACACCGCCCCAUCGCCGCUGUCAAACUCCGCAUACUACCCCCGAGGGUAGACGCUACCGUCCGAGGUGUCAAGUUCAAGAUGGCACGCAAGCACCCCUUGUCUAGCACUCUCAGCUUCCGCUUCUUGGGCGCGGGCGAGAUGCGGUGGGAUGAUCUGGGCAAGCAUGGCCAAGGCAUGAAGCUCGUCGAUUUCAACGGCAAAACUCUAGCUUUUUUCCGUCCGAGGCUGCACGUGGUGAAUGCUGGCCCUAGAGGAGAAGAAGAGGCCGGGUGGGGGCCCGGGUUCGAGCUGCAUGCCGCUCUCGCAGAUCUCGACCUCGAUCUGGUGGUCACCACUGGCUUGGCAGCGGCAGAAUAUCGUCGGCAGUUGGAUGAGGACUGGGACUUGGUUGCGGAGGAGGAGGAGGCGGAGACACGAGAGAUGAAGGAGCUGGACAAAGCGCGCAAUGGCUGA
Colletotrichum fioriniae is the source of this 504-nucleotide messenger RNA. NCBI's taxonomy places the organism in Eukaryota, Fungi, Ascomycota, Sordariomycetes, Glomerellales, Glomerellaceae. The record is from RefSeq and is a predicted model, not a curated record.